AUGCCGCCACCCCCGUCAGUGCGCCAAGCACUUGAGACAGAGGCUGCGGUAGAUCGACGUGCCGUCAGCUCGCGGCGUCGCCGACUCUUGGACGAGCUGGACCACGCCGCUGAGCACUCCAAGGUGGUGACGGGUGGACAAACCGGGUCAACAACCGACAUGUCCACCGCACCAUCUACCACAUACCAGCGCCCGCAUGCCUUGGGUGAGCUGGAGCAGCGCAUGGACACCGUCAACGCCAUGCUCGAUCGCCUCCUGGUGGUCCGCAACAAUGGGAGCGAACCGAGGACUGCGCGGCCACUCGCUGCACCACGCUCGCUAUCACACACGAGUGGGGAUUCACCCUCGCGAGGCACACUUGCGCAUGACCCAGCAGCGAGCCUGCGCGAUGAAAAUCGCUCCCUUCGCCAACAGCUCGAGGAAGCCAUCGCCGUCUUGGAAGAGACACGCACCUACCUCCACCGAGUGCGCCGGCGCGAUGAACCUGCCGCUGCAGCAGAACACCAGCGCUUGACCCAAAGUGAAAACAAACUUCGCACCCUGGGCACGACCGUCCUUGCCGAGGCCGCGGCCAUGCGCACGCUCUUGCACAGCCUUCAAGAAACCUUGCGAGAGGAAAGCAUUGAUCGCCCACAUGCUACCACCAGCGCAUCCAAUCACUCUUUGAGUGAUACCCGCAACCCUCACGUCCUCUACGAAGGCCCGGGCGUUGAAGCCACUUUGAGUGAGAAUCGCCGCCUACGCUCGCAAGCCGCGGCCGCCACUGUGCUGCUGAAGCAACAUCGGGAAUUGCAAGACGCGCAAGCUUCCAUCCGUCAAGACUAUGGCACGGCCCGCGAGCGCAUUCGUGAACUUGAACAAGCGGUGCAAGCUGCUCAUCAGCAGACAGAGCAAUGGCGCUCACGGGCCACAGCCCUGGAGGAAAGUGUCGAUUUGCUCAAAUCUGAUCAACUUCGCUUUCAAACGGAGACGACCCAGGCUCUCGAGAACUCUCUGCAAGAAGCUGAGUCCUACCUCGAACGCUACGAGCACAGCGUUGGUGAAGCCAAGCACCUCCGUUCAGAGCUACUUGAGGCCCGAGACAAGAUGGAAGAGAUGAUGGAAGAUUUACGGCACAACCAAGCGCAGCAGGAACACCUGCAAUCCACGAUUGCCGCGGCGCAAGACGACCUUCGCGAUCGCGAUCGAACCAUCGCGCAACUCAAGCUUCAAUUGGAGACGGAUGGCUUUCGCCGACGAGCCCUUGAGCAGCAGCUCGAACAACAACGCCGCUUGUUUACGCACCGUUCCCCGCGGCGCAGCUCACCCGAAAGGCCGGCGCCCCAUUCGCCACACGAUGAGCCGCGCUUUGCUCAAGAGUACGAGCAGACAGUCCUCGACUCGCCAGGCACCUUUCAUCUGCACGAGCUCGACAAUGACACUUCUGCCGAGGCCAUGCGGACUACGCAGACAUACUCAUCCUUGGCCAGCAGCUCAGCUUCGGUCCGCUCUGCCACCUUGACUUCUCUCGAUGCUGAGAUUAGUCAACUCAAAGCUUCCCUCUCCGCCAUCACCCAUACACCCACGUCCAGCUUUCCCUCGUCAUAA
Molecule: messenger RNA, 1587 nt
Organism: Monosiga brevicollis MX1
Lineage: Eukaryota; Choanoflagellata; Craspedida; Salpingoecidae
Exons: 8
Coding region: 1-1587 (528 amino acids)
Source: RefSeq, a predicted model, not a curated record